Salvia miltiorrhiza (redroot sage) is the source of this 1749-nucleotide messenger RNA. Its product is annotated as putative pentatricopeptide repeat-containing protein At1g53330. The transcript has 2 exons. The record is from RefSeq and is a predicted model, not a curated record. Lineage: Eukaryota; Viridiplantae; Streptophyta; Magnoliopsida; Lamiales; Lamiaceae. The coding region runs from base 27 to 1427 and encodes 466 amino acids. Gene Ontology annotation, molecular function: protein binding.
AUUGUAGCAGUAGUUGAGUUUAAGAAAUGCAGACAGCGAAGAAGGUAAUGGUAUCACCAUUCAGACUUUCCUCUCUCCUCCGCCGCGAAAAAGACCCAAAGCUAGCUCUUCAUCUCUUCCUCAACCCUAACCGCCAUCACCCUAAUGCCAAACCAUUUCGUCACUCUCUUCUCUCCUACGAUCUCAUCAUCUCCAAACUCGGCCGAGCCAAAAUGUUCUCUGAGAUGGAAAAUAUUAUGGAGAAAUUGAAACACGACACCCGCAUUAACCCACAAGAAAUAAUUUUCUGCAACAUUAUGACGUUCUACUCCCGAGCGCGCUUGCCCAAUAAGGCCCUCCAGUUGUUCGAUGAGAUUCCCUCUUAUCGAUGCCCAAGGACUGUGAAAGCAGUGAACACUUUGUUGAACAGCCUCCUUAUCUGUUCGGAAUUCGAUAAGAUGGUGGAGGUUUUUGCCGGGAUUGAGAAUUACGCGAACCCUGAUGCUUGUACGUACAACAUACUGAUAAAUGCGUGUUGUGUGAGGUUGUCUACAGAGAGCGCAUGGAACGUGUUCGAUGAAAUGCUGAGUAGAGGGAUUGCGCCUAAUGUGGUGACAUUCGGGACUCUGAUUAACGGGCUUUGCGCGAAUUGGGAAUUGGAUGCGGCUUUCAGUUUGAAGACAAGGAUGGAGAGAGAUUUUAAGAUCAGGCCUGAUGCACAUAUCUAUAUAGCAUUGAUUAAGGGGCUUUGUUGCGUAUUUCGAUUGGAUGAGGCUAUAAAGUUGAAGGGUGAGAUGUUGACAAAGAAAGUGAGAUUGGUUCCUGCGGUGUAUACUACAUUGAUCAGUGCUUCUUUCAAGGCUAAUCGAAAGGGGGAGGUUUCUGGACUGUUGGAGGAGAUGAGGAGAAAUGGGUGUAAGCCAGAUACAGUAACUUACAACGCGAUGAUACAUGGAUAUUGUAAGGAGAAGGAAUUUGUCUUGGCUUUUGGGGCUUUGAGUGAGAUGGAGAAAAACGGCUGCAAGCCGGAUGUCAUUAGUUUUAAUGUGAUUAUUGGUGGGCUGUGUAGGGAGAGGAAAGUGAGUGAAGCCUAUGAUUUAUUGGAAGAUAUGCCACGACGAGGAUGUGCCCCGGAUGUGGUAACUUACAGGACACUUUUUGAUGGUUUUUGUGAUGUAAAGAAGUUCAAGGAAGCAGCAAGCAUUUUGGAUGAGAUGAAUUUUGUGGGAUAUGCUCAUCAUACAUGUAGUGCUAGCAAAUAUGUCGAUGCGUUGUUGCUAGCAAAGAACAAAGAGUUGUUAGCAUAUAUGUUUAUGUUGGUGAAGAGAAACUCACUUGAUAGAUAUAUGUGGAGACUUGUAAUUUGUUUGCUCUGUAAAGACGGCAGUUUAGAUGCUCACGAACUGUUUGAUGGGCUAAUAAAUAGUCAUUCUCUUCCGGUGGGCUAGAGAUGGUUCAUUGCUAGUAUUUUCUUGUGCACUUGAGAAAUGGCCUGGAGUUCCAUAAGAAUUGUCUUGGUUACUGUGGCUUGAACGAAUCCAAGGCCUGGCUUACAAGUGGAUGGUUUGUGCCUUUAUCUAAAGCUGAGAAGCAACACGAAGACACAGGUUCAGUUUAUUAUCGCUUGUCGGAUUUUACUUGAACUACUAGCCCUAUUUAUUUACUGUCCUGCCCAUACAUUCAAAGCUGUGCCAUCUUGUUUGCCUUCUUUGAUGAAGUGAGAUUUGAUUGAGCUCUUUGUUUAAUGAUUAUGUUCAUAUUUUUUAUUGA